Molecule: messenger RNA, 1040 nt
Organism: Rhododendron vialii
Lineage: Eukaryota; Viridiplantae; Streptophyta; Magnoliopsida; Ericales; Ericaceae
Product: transmembrane emp24 domain-containing protein p24delta9-like
Exons: 4
Coding region: 190-831 (213 amino acids)
Biological process (GO): intracellular protein transport; endoplasmic reticulum to Golgi vesicle-mediated transport; Golgi organization
Cellular component (GO): Golgi apparatus; COPII-coated ER to Golgi transport vesicle; endoplasmic reticulum-Golgi intermediate compartment
Source: RefSeq, a predicted model, not a curated record
CAUGUCAAGCCGUUUCUAGCUUAUAGUAAUUCUCACUCCUCCAGUGCAAAAACCAAGCAAAAUGUAAGGAAAGAACGAACAGCUUCGCUUCAGAUCGCGAGUUUGCCCAAACCAAUUUCAUCUCUCUCCUCCUUCGCCUAAUUCAAACGUUCAAUCCAAGUCCUUACUGUUUCUCUACACGAAAACAAAAUGUGGAAAUUCAAAGCCUUAAUUACGGCAUUAGGGUUAGUAUUAUCACCUAUCCUGAUGGUUCAGUCGAUGAGAUUCGACCUUCAAUCGGGGUCCACCAAAUGCAUAACAGAAGACAUCAAGAACAACGCCAUGACUGUGGGUAAGUACAGCGUCGUCAAUCCCAACGAGGGUUUUCCGAUUCCCGACACCCACAGGAUCACCGUCAAGGUUACAUCACCCCACGGCAACAAUUAUCACUAUGGUGAUACUGUGGGUUCUGGUACCUUUGCGUUUACCGCAUCUGAGACUGGCGAUUAUAUGGCUUGUUUUUGGGCAACUGAUCACAAGCCGGUGAUGACGUUCUCAGUUGACUUUGAUUGGAAAUCUGGUGUUGCUGCUAAGGAUUGGUCAAAGGUUGCUAAGAAAGGACAGAUUGAAGUGAUGGAACUCGAGUUGAAGAAAAUGUACGACACGGUCUCAUCUAUCCACGAUGAGAUGUUUUAUCUUCGUGAAAGGGAGGAAGAAAUGCAACGGCUAAAUAGAGCAACUAAUUCAAAGAUGGCCACCUUUAGUUUCUUCUCCCUUAUGUUUUGCUUGUCGGUUGCUGGUCUGCAAUUGUGGCAUUUGAAGGCAUUCUUUGAGAGGAAGAAGCUCAUCUAGUUUUAUCUCAAGAGGCCUACAGUUCCCGUAUCGGUUUUCUUUUCUCUCUUUUCGAAAUUUUGGUUACUUUGUUUGAGUUUUUGAGAGAACGAAGCUCCUCUUUUUUUUUGAGAGUUUUACAAAUCUGCUGCUGCUUUCUCUUGUCCAACAUAAUUUCAUGAAAUUCAAACCUUUUCUUUUCUCCGUCAAGGACCGUAGAUGGAGACUCA